Acanthosepion pharaonis is the source of this 531-nucleotide messenger RNA. NCBI's taxonomy places the organism in Eukaryota, Metazoa, Mollusca, Cephalopoda, Sepiida, Sepiidae. The record is from the annotation of a GenBank genome assembly.
AUGACCCAAACCUAUCUAUACAUCAAAAAUAGUCCUUCUUCCUUUCUUUCUUCCUUCUUUUUUUUUCCACUUCCUUCCAGGUCCUCCUUACUUCUUUCCUUCCUUGUCUGCUUCCUUCAACGUCUCUUUUAUUACCCAUCCUUGCCUUUCUUUCUUCCUCCAUAUCUUCCCAGAUUCCAUCGUUCGUUUCUUUCCGAUCAAACUUAUUUCUGCUUUUAUAACGUUUCUUUUUUUUUUUUUGGUGCUUCAUUUUAUUUUCCUAUUUGUCUCUUCUUUCUUUCUUUCUUUCUUUCUUUCUUUCUUUCCUUCUUUCCUUCCUUCUCUCUCUCUCUUUCUUCCGUUUAUUCGUUCGUUCGUUCUUCCUUUCUUUAUUCUAAGGAGUUUUCUUACUUUAUAUUCAAGUCAUCUUUUCUUUUUACAUUUCCUCUUUUACUUCUUUCUCCUCUUUUCUAUCUACCCCAUUUCUUCUUUCUUCUUCUUUCGUUAUUUCUUUCUGCGAUUUCGUUUAUUCGUUCCGUGUUUCCAUUUUAG